This is a messenger RNA of Lates calcarifer (barramundi perch), 2450 nucleotides long. It is a transcript of the gene fbxo32, whose product is annotated as F-box protein 32. Lineage: Eukaryota; Metazoa; Chordata; Actinopteri; Centropomidae. Gene Ontology annotation, molecular function: protein binding. Bases 135 to 1208 code for a protein of 357 amino acids. The record is from RefSeq and is a predicted model, not a curated record. Gene Ontology annotation, biological process: protein ubiquitination. Gene Ontology annotation, cellular component: nucleus; SCF ubiquitin ligase complex; cytoplasm. The transcript is spliced from 9 exons.
GCUGCGCAAUGACAACAGUAGAAUAGAAACACGUCCAGGACAAAGAGCCUUCAAGAAGGGAUACACAUUAAGCCACACGGGGAUUGUUUCCUGAUACAUUUUAAAUUUAUUUAACUCUACGACAUCGAGUGAGGAUGCCAUUUCUUGGACAGGACUGGAGGUCACCGGGUCAGAGUUGGGUUAAAACCGAGGAGGGAUGGAAAAAGACAACAACAGACGACAGAAACAACAACGUCUCCAUGGAGAGCUUCUGCAAAGCCAAACAGGAGGAAUGUUUCAACAAGGAGAACUUACUGCUUUCUCUUAGCUAUGACAUGGCUGCCAAGAAGAGGAAAAAAGAUCUAAUGAACAACAACACCAAGGUCCCCUAUUUCCACAGGGAAAAGUGGAUUUAUGUUCAUAAAGGAAGCACCAAGGAGCGCCACGGAUAUUGUACACUGGGAGAGGCCUUCAACCGCUUAGAUUUCUGCAGCGCCAUCAAAGACACAAGGAGAUUUAAUUACGUCGUUAGACUCCUGGAGCUUAUCGCCAAGUCCCAGCUCCCCUCGCUCAGUGGAGUGGCGCAGAAGAAUUACAUGAAUAUUCUGGAGAGAGUGGUACAGAAAGUCCUCGAUGACCAGCAGAACGUUCGUCCGAUCAAAGAGCUGCUGCAGACGCUGUACGUCUCGCUGUGCGGUCUUGUUCAGGACAUGGGCAAGUCCGUCCUGGUGGGGAACAUCAACAUCUGGGUGCACCGCAUGGAGAACAUCCUGCAGUGGCAGCAGCGGCUGGACAACAUCCAGAUCAACAGGCCAACAUCUACAGGCAUGACCCUGACUGACCUGCCUGCCAGCCUGCAGCUCAACAUUAUGCAGCGUCUGUCAGAUGGCAGGGACCUGGUCAGCCUGGGACAAGUGUGUCCUGAUCUAGGGGCCCUCACUGAGGACCGGUUGCUGUGGAAGAGACUCUGCCAGUACCACUUCACAGACAGGCAGAUCCGAAAGCGCCUGAUGGUGUCAGAUAAAGGUCACCUGGAGUGGAAGAAGAUGUACUUUAAGCUGAGCCGCUGUUAUCCUCACAGAGAACAAUACAGUGACACCCUGCACUUCUGCACACACUGCCACAUCCUUUUCUGGAAGGACACAAACCAUCCCUGCACAGCCAACAACCCAGAAAGUUGCACCAUGUCCCUUUCCCCUCAAGACUUUAUCAACCUUUUCAACUUCUGAUCCCCCCCUCAAAUCCGGAUGAACUGACUGUACAUACUGUACAUAGAAAUGUACAAUAUUGCUUUUGUUUAACCGCACAAUCAAUUCUUGGAUGUAUAUUUAGUUGAGGUAUGACUGGAGACAGAAUGGGACAAUUAUGCAAUCGAGUUUCUUUUGGAAGAGUACACAGGCUUCUGGCAGGGUUCACUAUUGAGAGCAAGCGAAUGUGACAGAGAGGGAAAGAAAUGUAGGAGCAGUUGUUGUGUUGAUGGAGGAGAGCAGAGGAAAAAGGGAACACUCAGCAGUCAGAGUUAAGUCUUAGUUUAAAAGUCACCCCCAAAUGAGCACACACACUUGACCAUAGCUGCGUGCACUUGUUUUUCCAAAUUUGGAGAUUUUGGUUUUGUUUAAAUUUUUUUGGUUUUCAAACCUUGCAAUGGUCCCUUUCAAAAUGGAAAGUAGGAAGAUUAUUUGAUUUGUUUAAAAUUGUUAUUUGUUCAGUAUAAAGUUACAAAGUCUGCUCACAUGGGGUAACUGUGUGUUUCAGAUGAAGUUUGCAGUAACAUUGAGUUUGGCACUGGGAUGGAGAGAAGUAAAUCUUGAGUCACUGCGGUACCUAAGAGAUAAUGAAUGUAAACAAGGGAGUCAGUGAUUAAACAUUAGACUGAGUGAUGAUUCUAUAAUAUGUUAACACACCACAAUAUCUUUUCUAUUUUGUUUUGUUCUUUUUCACUUUUAUAUGGAUUUGAUAUGAUUUAGUUUUUUUUUUUUUAUUAAUUGUGUGUUUGUUCUCUGCUGUGGCUGCUAUAGCAACAGCACUUGAGUGCAGUAUUACCAAAGAUUGUAACCAUAGUCAGCAUUACAAUGGUGUGUGCCUUAUCAUGAAACUUGAAACCGGUACAGCUUAAUCCUUGUUUGAAUUGUUUUUCAGAUCCUGAUGCUGUUUUUUUAAAAUCAUCAUCACCAAAUGUCUCAUUAACAGAGGAGUGGUAUUUAAGAUCUGAGGCUCUGAUACCAAAGUUGCUUGUCUGAAACAUCGUAUUUUUCUGUAGCCUCCUGCAUGAUUUUUGAAAAUCACCCAGCUGAUUGUGUUUACGUAUUUAUUUAUUGAGAUUCUGGCAAGUGGCUCUACUUGCACUAUUGGGUUUGAUGAAGACAGUUUAACCUAGACUUUCCUCUGUCACUGCUCAGACAGUGAAGAAUAAUGUACAUGCUAUGCAAUGCGUUUUCUUUAUGUUCUGUUGAAUAAAUAAAUGAAAAUAA